CUUUUAUUUUGAAGCUAAGCAAACAAUCUGCACCGGAAGCUGUAGUCUUCACUGCGGCUAACUUUCCCUUUCGACCAAGACAGCGGCUAGCAGAAACGUGUGUUAGCAGAGUGUCUUUGUUGUGUUCAUAAACAGGUAAAAUGUGUAAAGUCCAGGUGCUGAGAGCGUUGGUGGAGCAGCGACUAACUGCGGCUGCUGAAGAGAUAUUUGGGCUGUUUGAAAGAACGAUAGCAGAGUACGAGGAGGAACUGUGUCGUUCAAAAGAGGACAACGAGCGACAACGGGAACUACUGGACGCUAUUUUCAAGCCUCAGCUUCGAUUACACAGAGCAGAUGUUGUGCAGCGGUUGGUGGUUAAAGAAGAGGUUCCCCCUGAGCAGCAGCAGUGUAGGUCCAGUGUGGACCAGUGGGAGCCAGACCCCCCCCUACACAUUAAAGAGGAACAGGAGGAACUGUGGAGCAGUCAGGAGGGAGAGCAGCUUCAAGGGCUGGAGGAGGCUGAUAUCACCAAGUUCCCAUUCACUCAUGUCCCUGUGAAGAGUGAAGAUGAUGAAGAGGAAGCUCAUUCCUCACAGCUUCAUCAAAGACAAACUCAACACAUGGAAACAGAAGCUGAUGGAGAGGACUGUGGAGGACCAGAACCAGCCAAGAACUUUGCUGAUUGGAAGGAGACCAGAGAACCUCAGUCAACUUUAAACUCUCUGAAAUAUAAUUCAAGACAUGUUCAGCAGCUGUCGGUGGUUAAAGAAGAGGUUCCCCCUGAGCAGCAGGAGUGUAGGUCCAGUGUGGACCAGCAGAAGCCAGAGCCCCCCCCACACAUUAAAGAGGAACAGGAGGAACUGUGGAGCAGUCAGGAGGGAGAGCAGCUUCAAGCGCUGGAGGAGGCUGAUAUCACCAAGUUCCCAUUCACUCCUGUCCCUGUGAAGAGGGAAGAUGAUGAAGAGGAAGCUCAGACCUCACAGCUUCAUCAAAGACAAACUCAACACAUGGAAACAGAAGCUGAGGGAGAGGACUGUGGAGGACCAGAACCAGCCAGGAACUUGCAUCCAUGUUUGCAACCAGAGACUGAAGACCAGACUGGAGACUCUUCUGAUCCUGAGACUGAUGACAAUGCUGAUUUGAAGGAGACCAGAGAACCUCAGUCAGCUUUAAACUCUCUGAAACAUGAUUUGAGAUGUAAGAAAACAUUCAGCUGCUCAGAAUGUGGUAAAAGAUUUGGCUUCAAGUCACAUCUGAAGACACACAUGAUAAUCCACACAGGAGAAAAACCCUUUAGCUGCUCUGACAGUGGAACCCUGAAGAAACACAUGAGAUCUCACACUGGACAAAAACCGUUCAGCUGCAGUGUUUGUAAUAAAUCUUUUACACGUAGUGGGAGUUUACAGAAUCACAUGAGAAUCCACACCAGAGAAAAACUUUUCAGCUGCUCAGUCUGUAACAAAUCUUUUAUACAGAGAGGGCAUUUACAACUACACAUGAGAAUCCACACAGGAGAGAGGCCUUUUAGCUGCUCUGAGUGUGGUAAAGCUUUCACUGAACGUGGAACUCUGAAGAAACACGUGAUGACUCAUUCUGGAGAAAAACCUUUCAGCUGCUCAGUCUGUAAGAAAUCUUUUACACAGAGGGGAAGUUUACGGGCACACAUGAGAAUCCACACAGGAGAGAAGCCUUUUAGCUGCUCUGAGUGUGGUAGAGCCUUCAUUGAACGUGGACACCUGAAGAACCACAUGAGGACUCAUUCUGGAGAAAAACCUUUUGGCUGCUCAGUCUGUAAGAAAUCUUUUAAACAGAGGGGAAGUUUACGGGCACACAUUGCCACAGUCCACAAAGGAGAGAAAUUCAGUUGCAAUGUUUGUAAGAAAAGAUUUGCUCGGCGUUCUGUCAAAAGACAUAAAUGUGUUGGUCCGAUGGAAACAGAAGCUAAUGGAGAGGACUGUGGAGAACCAGAACCAGCCAGGAACUCACAUACAACCAGAGACUGAAGACCAGACUGGAGACUCUUCUGAACCUGAGACUGAUGACUUAGAUUGUGCCUUUCAAGUCCAAGCAAAACUUCUCAAGUACCAAACAAAACUCUUUAUGUAAUGUGUUGCAGCAAAAAGUACACUCUUAUUUUAAAUAUUGUAUUAGAUAUUGAUAGAUUGAUUGGAUAAGAUAGUUGGACUUCUCGUGCUACUGAAAUCUAUCUCAUGGUGACUGCUCAUUUUAUUGAGUGGGAAACCUGUAUGAGCAGCACACAAGCACCCACCUAGCUGAGAAGCUACAGGAGGUCAUAGCCAGAUGGCAAAGAUGUUGAGCAGCUGUCGGUGGUUAAAGAAGAGGUCCCCCUUGAGCAGCAGGCGUGUAGCUCCAGUGUGCCCCAGCAGGAGCAAGAGCCCCCCCUACACAUUAAAGAGGAACAGGAGGAACUGUGUAGCAGUCAGGAGGGAGGGCAGCUUCAAGGGCUGGAGGAGGCUGAUAUCACCAAGUUCCCAUUCACUCAUGUCCCUGUGAAGAGUGAAGAUGAUGAAGAGGAAGGUCAGACCUCACAGCUUCAUCAAAGACAAACUCAUUCACAACACAUGAAAACAGAAGCUGAUGGAGAGGACUGUGGAGAACCAGAACCAGCCAGGAACUCACAUCCACUUUUACAACCAGAGACUGAAGACCAGACUGGACACUCUUCUGAUCCUGAGACUGAUGACAGUGCUGAUUGGAAGGAGACCAGAGAACCUCAGUCAGCUUUAAACUCUCUGAAACGUGAUUCAAGAUGUAAGAAAACAUUCAGCUGCUCAGAAUGUGGGAAAAGAUUUGGCUUCAAGUCACAUCU
Molecule: messenger RNA, 2809 nt
Organism: Etheostoma spectabile (orangethroat darter)
Lineage: Eukaryota; Metazoa; Chordata; Actinopteri; Perciformes; Percidae
Product: zinc finger protein 70
Exons: 4
Coding region: 141-1982 (613 amino acids)
Biological process (GO): regulation of transcription by RNA polymerase II
Cellular component (GO): PcG protein complex; transcription regulator complex; chromatin
Molecular function (GO): RNA polymerase II cis-regulatory region sequence-specific DNA binding; DNA-binding transcription factor activity, RNA polymerase II-specific
Source: RefSeq, a predicted model, not a curated record